AUGGAGAAUUCAAUUCUUGGCAUCCCAACACUUCCAGCCUUCUUCUCCAUAUUUCUGCUCAUCUAUCUCUUUGCUUAUUUUGUGGUUUUCCGCAACUGGGGUCCAAAACACAGACCAGAAGCUUCAAGCUGCCUAAUCUCUCUAGCUCAUGGCCCUACAGCAGCCAUUAUGUCCAUGUACUCAAUCCUCCACAGCCACAAAGCCCCCACCUUUGCCUCUCCCAACGACACUUUCCAAAACACCAUACUUGAAUUCAGCAUAGCUUACUUCUUCCUUGACCUCCUUCACUAUUUAUUCUUCUUCCCCAGUGAUGUCCUGUUCAUCCUCCACCAUUUAGCCACACUCUACGUGUUUACAACUUGUCGUUACGUGGUUCAUCAUGGGGCCUACGCUAUCCUUGUGCUUCUCUUUCUUGCUGAAAUUACAAGUGGCUGCCAGAACGUCUGGACCCUUGCAAGUUAUCGCAGGGCUGAUUCACCGGCUGCUGCCAAAUUGUACGACUUCUUGUCUCCUCGCUUUUAUGUUUUUUACAGUGUUUUCAGAGGGUUUCUUGGACCACUGUUCAUGUUCAAGUUGGGGUUGUUUUAUGCAAGUGGGGCAGCUGAACCCAAAAUUCCCAGAUGGGCAUGGGUUUCUUGGAUGGUUGUGAUUUUAAUUGCCAUCGGCCUUAGCAUAUUGUGGGUUUUGAAUCUUUGGAUCGAUUGGCACAGAAACAAAGUGCAGAAGAAAGAGACGUAG
Molecule: messenger RNA, 738 nt
Organism: Prunus armeniaca (apricot)
Lineage: Eukaryota; Viridiplantae; Streptophyta; Magnoliopsida; Rosales; Rosaceae
Source: the annotation of a GenBank genome assembly